This is a messenger RNA of Hippocampus comes (tiger tail seahorse), 2901 nucleotides long. RefSeq names its product ankyrin repeat domain 34C (gene ankrd34c). The coding region runs from base 448 to 2034 and encodes 528 amino acids. The record is from RefSeq and is a predicted model, not a curated record. The transcript is spliced from 2 exons. NCBI's taxonomy places the organism in Eukaryota, Metazoa, Chordata, Actinopteri, Syngnathiformes, Syngnathidae. Gene Ontology annotation, molecular function: protein binding.
AGACGCACGUUUAUUUUGGGGUCGCUCUGACGUCAAGAGCGCACACGUUUCAUUCAACAGGCAAAGAAAGUAAGUUAUUUAUAACCCGCAGCGUCUCCAGGUUGCGCUCCAUGAGUGCGCACCGAGAAGAAUCCAAAGCAUCCUCCUCGUCAGGACUCACGCGUCUGAGAACAACAACAACAAAAAAAAAAAAAAAGCCACGAUCAGGUGCGCUCAUGUGCGUCCUACUUUAUCACCACCGACACUCGGCGCCCCGGCUGUAACCGAGGCGGGGUGUGGAUGGCUCACAAAUAGGCAGAAAAAAAUAAUCCUCCGUGAACUUUCUGUUUUGAAUCGAGCCAUUAUCUCCUCAUUUUUCAUCCUGCCGUGACGCAGCGAGGCUACUUAAGAGCAUGGGAAUCUUGUCUUCUGACCAGCUGUAAAGUCCACACGGGGAAAAUCUGAGCGAUGGCUGACAUUCUGGAGCUGCGCACGGAUGGGAACUCGCUCCUGAAAGCGGUGUGGCUCCGACGCUUGAGGCUCACCAGACUCCUCCUGGAGGGCGGCGCGUACAUCAAUGAGAGCAAUGAACGCGGCGAGACGCCUCUCAUGGUGGCCUGUAUGUCGACGCACAGCGACCAGCAAAGCGUCAGCAAGUCUAAGCUAGUCAAAUAUUUGCUGGACAACCAAGCUGACCCAAACAUACAAGACAAAGGAGGCCGGACCGCCCUGAUGCACGCCUGCAUCCACAAGGCGGGACAUGAAGUAGUGACCCAUCUACUGAGCAACGGGGCUGAUCCCAGCCUGGAGGACAGGGGGGGAGCCUCUGCACUGGUUUAUGCCAUCAACGCAGAUGAAAAGCAAACACUCAAGUUGCUUCUGGAUGCUUGCAAGGCCAAAGGCAAAGAGGUUAUCAUUAUCACCACCGAUAAGUCACCAUCUGGCACCAAAACCACCAAACAGUACCUAAAUGUUCCUCCGUCUCCAGAGCUGGUUGAAAAGUCCUCCCCGGCAUACUGCACCUCACCUUCUGACAUCGACAUCACUGCAUCUCCAAUGAUUGAGCAAGAGCAACAAAAUUCCGUCUUCAGCUUCCAGACUAAGCUGAAAACAUCCUGCUCGGCAAACAAACUGGCCAAUGGGCCCACGUCGCCCACACGGCGGCCGACCGGCCACAAGCGAGCGCGUUUACCUCAGCUGAAGCGUCUGCAGUCGGAGCCGUGGGGGCUGAUAGCGCCCUCCGUGCUGGCCGAACGGGCGAACAGCCACAACGAAAGCAAGAAGGCCAGCUCGGAUGAGGACAUGGUGGCAGGUUUGAACGGCCUGACCCUGAGCAAAAGGGCCACUUUGUCUCGGCAGAACAGCAUGGAUGGCAAAGAAAGCACUUUCCCGCCGGUGGGCGAGCAAGGCUGCAAAAUGACAACCUCGCUGUCGGUUCCCCCGACCACUAAAGCAGCCUAUGAAAGAUCGCUGGGCACGCACCAGCCUUUGGCACGACGCAGCACCGUGCCGACCGAGCAGGAGGGCGCCAGCGUUGGGCACCCCGCUCUCAGAGACACCAUGCACAAGAGGAGACUCGGGAAUGACCACUAUGACUCAGACUCCCAGCUCUACUCCGACUCUGUCAUGCUGGACUCCCCAAAGGUGCCACUGGAGCGAAGGAAACUGAACACCUCCCCUCUGGCCUUGUUGACCAGCUCCAGAGAGUCCCUAGACAGCAACGCCAGUACAUCCUCACCGUGCACCAUCCGCUGGCGUCCGCCGGGGCUCUUGGAGAGGAGAGGCUCUGGCACCCUUCUUCUCGAUCACAUCUGCCACACCAGGCCGGGCCAGCUGCCCCCUCUCAAUGUCAACCCCAACCCUUACAUUCCUGACGUUGGUGCCAGUAGCAAGCCAUCCUCGCCUUUGGCCGGCGGCAUUCGAUGCUUAGCGCCAGUAGCACCAAACACACCAAAGAGGGGUGGGCUGAAGUGCAAGAAGAAGCUUGUGAGAAGACAUUCUAUGCAAGUGGAGCAAAUGAAGCAGCUGUCUGAUUUUGAGGAGCUAGCUCAUUAGUGGCUAGGGGUGUUUAUGCAGCAUUUUUAGUGUUAACUGCCUACAUUGUCAGCAAGUACUGUACAACCAUGAGUUCCGUCGUGUAAACUCACAGGCGUAUAGAUGUUGAAUAACGAACUGGAAAGCGAAGUUACAACUGAGCAAUAUAGCUGGAUUUCCUCCUUGUGCCGCUUCCCACCUUGAGGAUUAUCUUUUGACACCAUGUCUGCUUUCAAUGUAUUACCGUUUUGAAUGUAAAUGACAAGUUGUGACACAUCCACACACACACACACACACACACACACACACACACACACACACACACACCCACCCACAAACGAAGGGUCUCUCCUAUAUGGUGACGUAUAUGCAGGAACAGUUCUUGAUCCGUUUGUAGCCAACGGGCCACUUGGGUGCACUUUGUGCAUUUGCAAUUAGCACUAGUUUGCUCUGGAGUCGAGAUGUAGCGUUGGGUAAGAAGUUUGACUGUUUGUAGCAAAAUUGUGCAAAGUGCCUUCAAGAAUAAUUGAAGACUGGGGCGGAGAGAGUGGCGAGAUACAUUUGAUGUAUUAAAAACCGACUUACAACAAAUACGGAUGUAACCAAAAUGUGUUUUCCUUUCAUCAAUAUUGUUGGCCUCACAUCGAGUGAAUAACAUGCCUUAAAAAAAGCUGGUCAAGUGAUAUGUUCUGUGGUACUUUUCUGCGGAGGAGGUAGAAAACGGGGACAAAUGUUUGUCAUUGCAACAAUGUUGCACGCAUUUAAUUUCCGCAAUGUUUAAAGCCGCAUUGGUAAUAAAUUGGUGAUCAAAUGUCCUAAGGCAAUCAAAUUUAAGAUACAAACUUCCAUAAUGUCAGCACCUCUGUUUAAAAUAAACAUUUACAACAA